This is a messenger RNA of Eufriesea mexicana, 801 nucleotides long. Its product is annotated as trypsin. Bases 1 to 801 code for a protein of 266 amino acids. Gene Ontology annotation, molecular function: serine-type endopeptidase activity. The record is from RefSeq and is a predicted model, not a curated record. The transcript is spliced from 3 exons. Gene Ontology annotation, biological process: proteolysis. Lineage: Eukaryota; Metazoa; Arthropoda; Insecta; Hymenoptera; Apidae.
AUGGCUUCGAGUAUAUCGAUGUUGGCGCAGAGACCAACGAGAAUCGUCGGUGGAAAAGACGCAGAGAAGGGGCUACAUCCUUGGCAAGUUUCGGUGCAUUGGGGCGAUCGAGAAAGAAUGAUUCCAUCGAGGCAUAUUUGCGGUGGAAGUUUGCUGUCAGCCGGAUGGAUAUUGACAGCUGGCCACUGCGACACUUUGGCGCCACCGAUUGGAGAAUUUCAAAUUUUCGCUGGCAAGUACAAACUGGGAACUCUCGAAGCAACGGAACAGAGUAGAUUUGUGGACAAGGUGUUCGUUCAUCCCCGAUACGACGGGUCCAUAGGCCCAUAUGACAUCGCGUUGAUGCAAGUGGAACGACCGUUCCAGUUGAAUCCUUUCGUUUCCACGGUUUCCUUGCCAUAUCCGAAUUCUGUGCCUACUGGAGAAGCGAUGCUAACUGGCUGGGGCAGCAUCGGAAGAACCCUUGCCCAUGAAACACCGGAGUAUCUUCAGGCCGCCAUACUGCCGAUUAUCGACUACGACCUGUGCGAGAAAGCAAUAGCCAAGUCGUUAAAACCAAAGCAAAGGAACCCUCUGCAUUCGACGAACAUCUGCACCGGUCCUCUGGAUGGCAGUUUAUCCGCCUGCAAAGGUGACUCGGGAGGACCUUUGGUCACGAGGAACGCUUUCGGCGAUGCAGAGGUAGUUGGAAUUGUUUCAUGGGGAUUGUUUCCCUGCGGAGCAAAGAACGCGCCCUCCGUCUAUACCAAAGUCUCCGCUUUCGUUACUUGGAUCACCGUGAUCAUGUUAAAUUACUCUUAA